AUGUUCCGAGCAUCAUUCCUGGUUCUCUUUAGCGCGCUUCUACGUAAUGUCCUAUCCGGUGGUCGAUUUGAAGCUCCUUUCGGAUGUCAAGGAUUGAUCCUAAGUGAUCAGAAUAGGACUGGUGCUCUCAAUCUGCUUAACCGAAUAGGCUCAAGUGUUGCGUUAGGACAAUUUCAAGCACAAAACUUCCUGUCGUCGGCAAGUGACAUGCGCAAACUGACAUGGAGCUGUAAUCUGGAAAGAUUAGCUCAGACAGCUGUCAACAACUGCCCUCAGAACCCACCGCCAUUAGGGGGCCCAAACGGGAGGAAUUAUCGUUUAUACGGACCGGCGUCUUCUGCAUUCGAGCGCCAAUUCCCAAUUCAAGCUGCUUUACUGGACUGGUCAGAAAUUUCGAACUUGUUAUGGCCAGCAAACAAUGUUUUUGAUGGCAAUGAAGCAUUGCGUCCUUUUGCUAACAUGAUUCGUGCGAGGACCGUUUCUGUUGGAUGCUCUGGUGCCAUGUGCAUGGGAAGUUCAGCUGCAGCAUGCGUCUUUUCGGCACCAUCGCUUGUUGCGAGAGGUCUUGCCAGAAACGCUGAACAUGCAGGUGAAAAUGCACCACCGGCUGCAAGAAUGGAUUUGAUGGUAGAGUAUUGCACUUUUUCUAUUACGGUUCUUUUUCUUAGUGUUUGA
Messenger RNA from Angiostrongylus costaricensis, 675 nucleotides. The record is from the annotation of a GenBank genome assembly. Lineage: Eukaryota; Metazoa; Nematoda; Chromadorea; Rhabditida; Metastrongylidae.